UUUAUAGUUGCUAACACGGUUGUGAUUGACUUAUACCUGGAUAUUUUAGUUAUAUUAAGCACUAAUUUAUUAUGUCUAUUUUAUUCUACUUUUUCAGUUUAUUUUAUCAAAUGGAUAAGAGUUGGAUAGACUACAAUUCUCUUAAUAAAGAGAAGUAUAUUAGAGGAGUUUUAAAUUUUCUAGAUUUUGCAUUUGCAAAAUCGUCAAAGGAUGGAAAAAUUUUAUGCCCUUGUACCAAAUGUGUCAAUUGCAAGUGGCACUCUCGGAUGAAUGUUUAUGAGCACAUUAUUAAUAAUGGAUUUCUAAAAGGAUAUGUUACUUGGAUCUUUCAUGGUGAACAAGUUGGCCCAUCUAGUUCUUUAGAUACAUCCCAAGUGGAAGGGGAGUUUGAUCAUGACAUGGAUACAUUGGUUAUUCACAAUGCAUGCAACUAAUGAGAGUAAUGACACAGAUAUAAAUAUGGAGGAUGGAGAUUCUAGAGAAUUUAUGAAUGGACCGAGUGUUCAACAAUCUGAAGACAAUAAUAAUUCAGAUAAGUUCUAUCAGAUGUUAAGGGAGGCAGAGCAAAGUCUUUAUAAAGGUUGUAAGAAGUUUACAAAAUUGUCAUUCCUUGUACAUUUGUAUCACUUAAAGUGUCUAAAUGGGUGGACUGAUAAAAGUUUUUCGAUGUUGUUAGAGCUGUUAAGUGAUGCAUUACCAGAGGAAAAUACUUUGCCCAAAUCAUUUUAUGAUACAAAGAAGAUUAUUUCAGGGUUGGGUCUAUCUUAUGAAAAAAUUCAUGUUUGUCCCAAUGAAUGCAUAUUGUAUAGGAAGGAUUUGGGUGAUGCUGAAAUUUGCCCUAAAUGCAAUUUGUCAAGAUGGAAAUAUAACUCUGAUGAUGUUGAAUGUAGAAAAAAGAUACCAGCAAAGAUUCUUCGUUGGUUCCCUCUUAUACCUAGAUUGCAAAGACUUUUUGUAUCACCAAAAAUAGCUUGUUCUAUGAUAUGGCAUGAGGUUGGUCAAACUAAAGAUGAACUCCUGAGGCAUCCAGCUGAUUCAUUUGCUUGGAAGAAUUUUGAUUGUCAGUAUCCUGAUUUUGCUUGUGAUGCUCGUAAUGUUCGACUAGGUUUGGCUACUGAUGGCUUUAAUCCUUUCAAAACUAUGGCAAUUUCCCAUAGCACUUGGCCUGUUAUCUUGAUUCCGUACAAUCUUCCUCCAUGGAUGUGUAUGAAGCAACCUAAUUUUAUACUUUCAUUGCUUAUUCCUGGUCCAAAAGGUCCAGGUAUGAACCUUGAUGUUUAUAUGCAGCCUCUUGUGGAAGAAUUAAAGGAAUUAUGGGAAAUUGGGGUAAAAACAUUUGAUGCAUGUAAAAAAGAGUCAUUCCAAAUGUGUGCUGCAAUUAUGUGGACUAUUAAUGAUUUUCCUGCUUAUGCAAAUUUGUCUGGCUGGAGCACUAGAGGCCAAUAUGCUUGUCCAUGUUGUGGUUUUGAGAUUGGCUCAAAGUGGUUGCGUUAUGGUAGAAAGUUUUGCUAUAUGUGUCAUCGUCGUUGGUUAGAGCCCGAUCAUAAGUGGAGAUACAAUAAAAGAGAUUUUGAUGGAACCCAGGAGUUUAGAGCUCCACCUGAUCUACCUAGUGGAGCUUUUUCUUUGAGAUAGAUGGAAUAUCAUGGAGUUGGGGAUUGGUCACCAUGGAAAAAGAGAAGUGUUUUGUUCACAUUGCCUUAUAUGACAAUGUCACCAACCUUUUGCUAACAUAACAAUUAUAUAUUAUAUGUUUAUUUUGAUUAUUGACUUUUUAUAUUUGUUGGUUAUAGAAAAUAAGCAACAUCAACAAAAGGAGCCGCUCAAAAUAUGAGGACUUGCAUUGCAUGGGAACCAAUAAUCUUCCAAGACGGAUUCAUGAGAUGACUACAAAGGCUAAGGGAGUGCAACCUUCUAGGGCAAAAAUUUAUAUUGAUACUCGAACUCGAAAAGAUGGAAGCAUUGUUACUGAAAAGGCUGUUAUUGUAAUUGAUGAACUAAAAAAUAAAAUGGUUGAAGCAGAGAGUUCGCAAAAUUUACAAAGCACCCAAGAUUCUACUGAUUGGACAAAUGAUAUAUAUUCAAAAGUCAAAGGACCUGAAAAAAGAGGACGUGUGCGUUGUCUUGGCAAGCUUCCACAUCAAGCAAGUUCAUCUCAAAGCUCUUAUACAAACAAUAGAAUUCAAAAGUUGGAGAAUUUGCUUGGAAACCUUGUAGCUGUGCUUAAAGUAUGAUUUGCAGAAGAUCCACAAAUUAAUCAAGUUUUAGAAGCUAUUGAUCAAGAGGUACCUACAAAUGAUUCUACCAGUAAAGAUCAUCAAACUACAAACAAUCUUAGCUAGAGGCUUCAUGGAGUUGCUAUAAUUUGUUGCUUCUGAGAGAAAAAGGUAGGAGCAUGCCAAGCUUAUGAUGGAAGAAACAGCUAGUUAAAACAAGAUUCCAAAUUAAUUGCUGCACAUGCAACAUUUAAUACUACUGGGCUCUUUUGCUUUACUAUUGAGUCAUCAAGGGACUCUUGUUGUUAGAGUCUUUUGUUUUUGUUAUCCUGACUCAUAGA
This is a messenger RNA of Glycine soja, 2557 nucleotides long. RefSeq lists its product as uncharacterized. The record is from RefSeq and is a predicted model, not a curated record. The transcript has 5 exons. NCBI's taxonomy places the organism in Eukaryota, Viridiplantae, Streptophyta, Magnoliopsida, Fabales, Fabaceae. Bases 394 to 1635 code for a protein of 413 amino acids.